This is a messenger RNA of Carcharodon carcharias (great white shark), 1755 nucleotides long. It is a transcript of the gene max, whose product is annotated as myc associated factor X. Gene Ontology annotation, molecular function: protein dimerization activity; DNA-binding transcription factor activity. Gene Ontology annotation, biological process: positive regulation of transcription by RNA polymerase II. The record is from RefSeq and is a predicted model, not a curated record. Lineage: Eukaryota; Metazoa; Chordata; Chondrichthyes; Lamniformes; Lamnidae. The transcript has 5 exons. The coding region runs from base 201 to 695 and encodes 164 amino acids. Gene Ontology annotation, cellular component: RNA polymerase II transcription regulator complex.
CUCUUGUGUAUGUGUGUUUUUGUUUUGUUUUCGUGUACCUCUCGACAUUCGAUGUAAUUUGUGUGAAAGUUUAAAUCCCGGUUUGGUUAUAUAUUUUUUUUGGGUUGGCCUUUUACCCCCCGUCCACCCCCCCUCCCCUCUCCUCCCCCUCUCUCUCUCUCUCACUGCGUUUGUUAUUUUCGGCUUUUGAUAUAAAAAGCAUGAGCGAUAACGAUGAUAUCGAGGUCGAAAGCGACGAAGAACAGCCGAGGUUUCAGACAGCGGCAGAUAAACGAGCACACCACAAUGCAUUGGAGCGCAAACGCAGGGAUCACAUCAAAGACAGCUUUCAUAGUUUACGUGACUCCGUACCAUCACUCCAGGGUGAAAAGGUCGGUGUUCUAGCAUCCCGUGCCCAAAUCUUAGAUAAAGCCACAGAGUAUAUUCAGUACAUGCGGCGGAAAAAUCACACACACCAGCAGGACAUUGACGACCUAAAGCGACAGAAUACUCUGCUUGAGCAGCAAGUACGUGCACUGGAAAAGGCACGGGCAGCCGCCCAGCUACAGGCCAACUUUUCAUCCUCUGACAGCAGCUUAUAUACCAAUCCCAAGGGCAGUGCAGUUUCUGCCUUUGACGGAGGUUCUGACUCAACUUCGGAGUCAGAAACUGAAGAACCCCAGACCAGAAAGAAACUGCGAAUGGAGGCAAGCUGAACCCCUUCAGACAAUAAGCUGGCUGGCUUUUACUAGGGAUUCUUGUGUAUAGCUUUACUUUUCAGUUUGUCUUCUGUCAGACCCCUUUGUGCUCUAAGGAUUAUAACAAUAGAUGCUGUUAGCAGGAUAGCAUCUCAUUUCAUCAGUAGAAGGACUCCCUGCUCUUCCUCGUGAAUUUACAAAAUGGCAGCUGUCAAACUAUUAAGGACUCCACCUGCUGCACAGGAACUUUGCAGCAAUUCUCAAGACUUAUUCGCUAUCUGUGGCACCCAGUUUUUUGGGGGGAGGGGGUCGAAAGGCUGGAUUUGAAAAUGUAUGUUAUUAAACAGAUAAAGAAGCAAGGCACAAGUUAUUUGAUGCACUAUUAAUCUGUAUGGAUGCGUAUUAUAAAUAGUUGGUCACAUAUAACCAAUCUUUAAUCUUAUUUUGAGACCCUUUUGAUCUUAUUUUCUUUCAAUUAUGAAACAGAAAUUCAGUGUCAUUUGAUGUUAAAAAGUCAUGGACUUCAAAACUAUUCACUUCAGACAAGUUUUAUUUUUCAUGUUUCUUCAAUGUUUUACAGGUUUUAAAAAAUCAAAUAUUCUGUGCCUUGAAUUGCUUUUUUGUAACCCUACAAAAUGAUGGAACAGCUUAAGUGCCCUAAAGCUAUGCUUAAUGGUACUGAAAUAUCAACUGUCAAUACAUCCAAAAUGGGUAUAUUAAGUUUGUGUUUUAGCAGGAACCAAAAUAAUUGUAUUUAAGCCUCAGUCUGCAUAAUACAAUGUACAAAUUUAAAUUGAUUUACAUUACUGCUAAUUAUUGAUGUUUGAACAAUCAACUGGCUGCCAAGCACCGUUCAGGCUGUGUCGGGGGUGUGUGUACAUUUGUCUGUCUCUGCCUUUUCAAUUAUUGGUCUAAGCUUAAACUAGCUUGUAGCAUUAUGUAGAUUUGUCUCUUGUUGUUAUUUGAUGCUAUUCCAUGGAAAAUACAGGUAUGUUGUACAUACUGCCAAGAAUUGUCUUGCAAGUUGAGGCUGACCUUUACUAUGAGACUAUAAAUAAAAACUAUUUUAUCCUUGUUA